AUGCAGAAUGCAACUGCAUCAAAUACAACAGUCGACAAUCUUGCUGUUCUUAUCGAUAUGGGCUUUACAGAACAACAAUCGAGAGAAGCAUUAAAUCGAGUAGAAAAUUUAGAAGAUGCUAUUGGACUUUUACUGAAUGAUCAAAUUCAACCAUCACCACCGUCAUCGCCUGGGCUUUCACAAGCUGAUACAAGCGAUGAGGAAGCAUCUUACGGAGCUAAACCUCGUUGCAUGCAGUUUAUAAUCAAUACAGGUCAUUCGCAUCUGUCAUUUUCAGCUUGUUUACUGCAUAUAGCACAAGCAUCAUUUGAUCUCUACGAUCAAAUUAUAUCAUGUCGUUCACAAUUAUUAUCAUUUAAAACUUGGAAUAAUCAUGACGAAUUUAAACAACUAUUUGAAUGUACUAGUGGAAAUCAAUUACGAGAAUUAAAUCAACAAUUAGAAACAGAACAUCAAGAAAACCAAAUGUGUACGGUAUUAAUCAAUGAUUCAAAGUAUAAUGAACCGGUUUGUUUAGCUGUAUUUGGUAUUGCAUCUUAUGUCCAACAGUAUACAUCACAUUUGAAACGUUUACAAACAUGUCCAACACUAUUUUUUAUUGCUGACGAAAAUGACGAUAAUGAAAAUAUAAAUAAUGAUGAAAAUAAUAGUGAAGCAACACGGCAGCAGUAA
Rotaria socialis is the source of this 672-nucleotide messenger RNA. The record is from the annotation of a GenBank genome assembly. Lineage: Eukaryota; Metazoa; Rotifera; Eurotatoria; Philodinida; Philodinidae.